Stylonychia lemnae is the source of this 2400-nucleotide messenger RNA. Lineage: Eukaryota; Ciliophora; Spirotrichea; Sporadotrichida; Oxytrichidae. The record is from the annotation of a GenBank genome assembly.
AUGAUGCCAACCCUAGCUUUUAAACUUUUCAAAAUUUUAGACAUAGAUGACACUGGCAAAGUAAAUUUGGAGAUGAUUCAAAUCUUGGUGAAUUAGAUUCAAAUAUAUAUGUCAGAUCAAUACCUAAAUAAUGAGGAGCAUUAAGACCAGCAAGAUUAAGAGGAAGAUGAGCUUUAUUAGUAAGAAGGCGUAGAAUAGCCUUAAGCAUUAUCAAGAUUUAGCUCGCCAAGAGGAAAACUUCAAAAUAGUUCAAGGGACCUAAAUCGAGAUAGUUAGAAUAGGUUGAAGUUUCCAAAAAUUGAGCAAUCUCCUAGAGUUGAUGAUAACAAUUAUUUCACUAGCAGAAGAGUUAGAGAAUAGGAAUUCAAAUGCUAAUACUAGAGCGAUGAUGAGAUUAAUCAAAACCAACUAUCUUAGUAGUAGCUUUUCAGACCUAUGAGCGCAAAUUUGGUUGAUGCGGAAUAUUACCAAAUUAAAUUGAAAGAUAAUAAUAAACUUGAGGAUUAAUAGUUCGAUGAAAGAGAUAUUCAUUUGGCGUUAGAAGGAAAUUCAAAUGAAAUAGAUGAUGAUCUGAGCUCAAUACAGCAUAACCAUCAUAAUGACAAUGCAAAUAGAGAUUAAAUCAAAGUUGAAGGAAAAUAAAAACUCAUAAAUGAAAAUCUUUCUCAAGCAAUGCUGUUUUCAUAUGGGUCUUCAUUUUAAUCACAAUUUUCUUAACUUGGAGAUGAAGUAUAAAGAGCUUUAGAAAGCCAUAAGAAUAUUCACAAUAUUAAUCCUAUUAAUACUAGGAGCCAGCAAGUAAUUUCUCCAAUUGAGUGUUAUGAAAACAAUGUUCAUAUCGAAUAUUUUAAUGACUAAUAAAAUCAAAAUGAAGAUGAAUCUCAUAAUGUGAUAACUUAGAGAUAAAGCUUCAAAUCACCAGAUUUCAAUGAUUUAAAAUCACAUCUAGAUUAAUUUAGAAUGCAACGAGUAGAAUCCAGUGAGUCAGACCAUAAGGAUGAAUUAAAAAAGAUUUCAGAGAACCAUAAAAGAAUAAUGAAAGAUUAUGAAAACUAGCUAGACUCUAAUUCCAAGAGAAAAACAACUUUUCUUGUCCCAGAAUUCAAAUUAAACGUUAAUUAAAAGAACUCAAUAAUCAUUGAGAAUGAUUAGUUCAACAAUGCUUACUGUCGGCAAUCCUUUCUGAAGAAAGACUACGCAUCUGCUCAGAAGUUAUCAUAAGAUGAUAGAGGAUUUUACUUCAAAAGUAAAGAGAAUUCUCUAAACAGAGAAGAACGCGAAUCUCUAUAAAGCCAGUAGAUGAGUAUAUAAAAGAGAUAGAAUAAUUUAUUGGCUUUCAAAUAACUAGACUCCUAAGCUGGGAGUAGGCAAAUUAGUGCUGAAAGAUUUUCUGCAAAUUUAGCUUAGAAAUAAAACUUGAAUUCAGGUAGUCUAUUAAAUCCUUUGAAAAAAUAAAUAGAAAUGGUAUUCUAGAGAGAUUAUUAAUAACAAUCAACUGCUCCUACAUCACCACUUGGGAUCCAUAAAUUAUAGUAUAAAAUGAAUCAUUAGUAGCAAUAAUCUGUUUAAUAAAACUACUUCUCAUCUUUAAAUAAUCGUAAAAUUGAAAAGCUUAAACACUAACUCGAAGAAUCCCUGUAAAAAAAUACUAAAGAUUCUAGGAUUGUGCUAAAAAAUGCAGACAAUAACUAAGAUUACUACAAUAAAUCAUACAAUUUAAAUCAUGCUGUUUAAAAAUAGCAGUCCCUUUAAAGUUUUAGCACUCUGAAAAGUGAAAGACUUAAGGACUAAAUACUUGGUAUGAUUUCAAAUGGCAACAACUAAUCUACUUAAGGAUUUCAGCUAGGUCCCAAAAUAAUAAAAACUUUUUAUAAGAACCCUGAUGAGUUGACAGCCAAAUAAACAAAAUUAGCCAGAAAGGUUGAAGAGCUCAGUACAAAACUUGGUUUAACACCACCUAAGGGUAAUUAACAAAAAAUUAAUACAUAAUUUAAUAAAUUCAAGAUUAAAACAGCCUUGAUAGAUCUCGGUAAUACUCUUGAAAACAAAAGAUAACUCAACUCUAGGGAUUUCAAUUAGUGCAGUCAGAAUAACACAGAUAGUCUACCAAGGAAACAUAAUAGGAAAAUAAAUGAUAUGUAUGAUUAAGAGGAUCGAUUCAAGUACAGUUUGAAGAAAAAUGAGAGCAAUAGAAAUUAAAAUAGUUACAGCAGUACAAACUAGCAAGAAUCUACUCUUAGGUUAAAUAAGUUUGAGCUAUCACUCAAGACUUCACAGCAUGCUCAAUAUCUAGAUAGUGCCGAAACAAAGAGAUAUUCUUGUUUAACCAAAACUAAUACUAAUGGUAAUAUAGGCAGAAAUCUUAAUGGGGUUUUUAAAACCAUUAUGGAGAGAUAUUGA